Messenger RNA from Caenorhabditis bovis, 1995 nucleotides. Lineage: Eukaryota; Metazoa; Nematoda; Chromadorea; Rhabditida; Rhabditidae. The record is from the annotation of a GenBank genome assembly.
AUGCGAUUUUUGAUUCUUCUCUCCUUUUUGGUCUUGUUCUCAUUCGAGGAAGUGCUUUGGGACUGUUCGUCUGAUAUUAGAUGCGUUCUUGGCGGAUGGUGCGAAGAUAAAGACUUAAAAUGCGUACAGCCUCCAGGAUUCCUUGAGCCGAGCUGCUGCACAAAGGAACCACUAUGCCUAACCGGAUGGAAGUCUAAUAUAAAAAUUGAUGAUGACACUAUCACAUGCACUCUUGCGAACACUUCAAUCGAGGACUGUUGUCUUAUCGUCCAUCCGAAGUCGUUGCUUAAUCACUCAUUAUUCAAUUAUACAAAAUCGACAGAAGACCAACCACAAUGCGAAUCGAACAUUGACUGCGGACCCAAUAUGUUCUGCGACAACCUGGUUAACAAAGAUAGGGAAAUUUCUAAUAGAACUGGAUGUUUCAACAUCUCGAAAAGGGCGGACACCGCGACGAAACUUCUGUUUGAGAUUGGAAUUCGGAUGUGCAAAUCGGACGCCGAGUGUGACGGAUUUAACUGUUUGGAUGCUACCAAUGAAACUUAUGGAUUCUUCGGAACUCGUGAAUUCUGUCAGAUCAAUGUUGAAGCCCCCGCCAAGAAGCCGCUGGUCCCGUGUUCCGAAGACAUGGAUUGUGUCCAUCUGAUGGAUGGAAUGGUCGGAUCCGCCGGACUGAUUCCCAAUGCGUAUUGCAAUCAAACAGGAGAUUUCUGUUGUUCCGGAUUGCUGGACGUCUGCUUUGGCGGCAAUCUCGUCCGGCCAUUGCGAAAAUGCCAAGCAGGAACAAUGGCCGGAUUUGAGACCUGCAAUCCGGACAUGGGAAAUGGGGAUCUCCUGGGAUUUUGCACAGACAUCGGAGUCUGCUGUGAAGGACCUUAUGAAGAUCCUGUCGUUUGCCCGGACGGUGUGCACCCGCUCUUCAUAGAGCCGGCGUGCCACCGUGGAGAUUCCGGAUAUUUCGAGUGCCCGAAGAAAUCGACAAUUGCACUUGUGAGAAUGAGAACGAAGAAGAUGACGGUUGGGCCGAAUGGGACCGCGUAUGGAAUAGCCAUCGUGUGGGUGUGCUUCCGGAUUUAUCGAUUCUUCGAAGUACGAUAUUUUCCAAACGCCUACGACCAAAGAAUAGCGCUGGAAGAGGCGUACGAGGAGAUGAUGAUGAGGCGAAUGGAGGAACGGCACGAAGAGAUUCUGGAGAACUGGCGGCGGGAGAAGUACGGCACACGGCACACGAAGCAAACAUGUGAGUGCGUUACUUCGACCGAAACGCCGUCUUCCCUUUAUUCGUCGGAACUGAGUGAGGCUGAAAAGAGAAAGAAGUGGACGAAGACAUUCCGAAGAGGAAGAGGAAGACGGGUGAUGAAGCAAAAGAAAAGAAUGCACCAAAGGAGAAGAAACAAGAAGCGUGCAAGAAUGGAAAAAUCAAAUGAAGAGCAUAUGAGGCGAAGCACACGAGUCUUCUUGAAGGCUUUUGUAUACGGCGCCCCGUUAUUCCUCAUUAUGGUUAUUGGAUUCUUUUUCAUUCCCGACGUUGUUUCCAAUGCAAUCACUGCCGAAAUAGAUGAAUUGCUGAAGGAACUCAAAGAUAUUGGUCAAGAUGCAAUUUCGGGCGCUUCGAACGAUAAAGACGAGUUUCUCAAAGCGCUGGCCAAUGGGAAAGUGACCAUCGCGGAUUACGUCUCCCGCGAAGAAGCCAUGAUCAUCAUUCCAACACUUGUGAUGACAGCCCUGUUUUUGCUCGUCACGAAGAGGGCAUAUACAGCGACGAAGCUUCUCAACGAGUUUGGAGUUCAAAUCUGCAAAUCGGACGCUGAUUGCGGAGAUUUCAACUGUUUGGAUGCGACAGAAAAAAUGGACGGUUUCUGCGGUUGUCGUGAAUUUUGUCAGAUCAACGUCGUCAUUCCCGCCAAGAAGCCGCUGGUCCCGUGUUCGGAAGACAUGGAUUGCGCACAUCUGAUGAAAGGAAUGGUCGGCACUGGCGGGUUGAUUCCCAAGUAA